CUAAUUGUCAUUCUGCUCAGCUGCAGAGGCGCCUAAACCCAGAGGAAUCCACAGACGGACUCACCAUGGCGGCCUGGGCAGUCUCCCUUGCCUUCCUGCUGCUUGCAGCUGGGGUGAACGGACAAACAGUGGUCGGGCAAGGAGAGGAGUGCCGCUCAGGGGGCAACAUUCUCCCCAUCACUUGUGCGAGUGGACUCACCUGUGUCCCCAGCAGUACGUCCCUGCCAAUACUUCCCGACAUUGCCAGUUUAGGGACAUGUCAAGUUACCCCAACCAACGCCACUCUGACGGCGUACCAGGCUAUCAAGGCAGAGAAUGAUAAGCUCGUCGCGGCGCUGACAGGUGGCAACUUCCUAGCGGUCGCAAACUUCGUGACCCCCGACGUGCAGCUGGUGCUUCCCAAUCUCACCUCGCCGCUCACGUUGUCCAACAUUAACACGUUGCUUCUAUUCUCCGGGAGGUUAUCCCCCCUUCCCGGCUCAACCGGUCUGCCUGAGCCAGUCGAUCGCCUCUUUAUCUCAAUCGACGCGAACAACUCGAUCACAGUGCAAAUAUUAGCCGCUGGUCAGCUGGGCAACGUAUACAUCACGGCGCUCUGGCGGCUCUUAUCCGACGGCUGGACCGUCUCGUUUGCUGACAUCACCCCCGCGGACACCGCCCCGAUCGUCAACACCACAAUGCCGGUCUAUCAAAACGCGCCCAACGUCACGGUCGGCGCAAACGCAAGCGCAACUUCAAGCACGGAAAACAGCACGAGCAUUCAGAGGGCGGUCGUAAGCGCUUCCAACGCGUUUUUGGCGGCGCUUGCCGCGGCCCCCCUGAAUGGAAGCACGAACGCAACCGCCGCCGCUCUCGCGAAUGCCACGGCCCCAUAUGUCGCGCCAGGGACGGAGUUCGCGAUCGCCACGCUUCCGGGCCCUGCGCCGCUCAACUUCUCCGACCCCAUGGUCAUCAACCUUGCCCAGCAAGUACGGAAUAACACCGCCGCAAACGGGACGGCGCAAAGCUUCGUGGCGUACCGGCAACUGAGCAACGUGGCCGUGCUCCUGACUUCCAAGCUGUUCGGCACGGCACUCGCGUACAACGUCGCCUAUGGAGCCUACUUCACUCAACUCUGGCAAUACCUCCCAUCCGUCAACGCCACAACCAAUGCUACGGCGCCCACGUGGCAACUUACAUACGGAGUCGUGAACGUCGGCCCACCAGGCCCCGCGCCGAACGCCCUAGUGCUGAGUUAGAUACAAGCACGCGCGUAGCUGCAUCCAGGCCCGCUCGAGUUAGAUUCGAGGCCGGUUGUCUGUGAGAUUCAGGGGGAAAAGGAGAAAAUGCCAGCCUAGGUAGAGUGCCAGUAAAUGUGCAGAUGGUAGGUUCCUUGCGAUCAUGGUUCUGUGUUGUAAUAAACAUACGUUUAUAUAAGUUAUUCGGAGUUCAUGAAGUACCGGAUGCAGUCAAAAGUCGGUCACUCUUCUGAUUCUUGUUGUGUCUUUCUAUAGUCCGGCA
Messenger RNA from Klebsormidium nitens, 1500 nucleotides. The record is from the annotation of a GenBank genome assembly. Lineage: Eukaryota; Viridiplantae; Streptophyta; Klebsormidiophyceae; Klebsormidiales; Klebsormidiaceae.